AUCAGCAGACAUUCUUGUUAAAGGUGUUUAUCGUGACCUUAUACCUACAAAUUCUACGGUGCUAUAUGAAUAUGGAUUUGAAAAUUGCAUGACUUCUCUAGAUCAAACGAAUCUUUGUGGCUUGUACAUUGGUCUUAUAAAAAUUAUAGGUUGUAACGCCUCUCAGCUACAUUCAUGGCGAGAAAAUGGCGAACUACCACUUAACAUUAAAAAAGCAUAUGAUGAUGGUGGUUAUACCACAGAUAAAAUGAUUUUACUUGCCAAACCUUAUCUUUCCGAACAUGAUCAAGCCGUUCCUUUCAGGUCUCUUCCGGAAUCAAAACGUCAUGUUUGUAUUUUCUACUCAAUCAUACUUCAAGGAUAUCUUCCUACAAUUGAGCUACCACACUGGAUUGAUCUUGGAUUUUGUGCUUGUAAAGUCGGUAAUAAUUACUAUGCAGAUGAUAUUAUUAACCUCAUACAUAAUCCUAUAUCAUCUGCUGGAAACUGUGAAUUAGCAGAA
Molecule: messenger RNA, 502 nt
Organism: Racocetra persica
Lineage: Eukaryota; Fungi; Glomeromycota; Glomeromycetes; Diversisporales; Gigasporaceae
Source: the annotation of a GenBank genome assembly